This is a messenger RNA of Cloeon dipterum, 1282 nucleotides long. RefSeq lists its product as uncharacterized. Gene Ontology annotation, biological process: chemosensory behavior; sensory perception of taste; male courtship behavior. The record is from RefSeq and is a predicted model, not a curated record. Gene Ontology annotation, cellular component: membrane; neuronal cell body; dendrite. The transcript is spliced from 7 exons. NCBI's taxonomy places the organism in Eukaryota, Metazoa, Arthropoda, Insecta, Ephemeroptera, Baetidae. Bases 4 to 1218 code for a protein of 404 amino acids.
AUCAUGAGAAAAAACGGAUCACAUGGUCUGGCAAAAUUUUAUAGGUGGAAAACCAAAGUUUCGAGGGAGCCACUUUUCUUCGCUCCGCCGCCAACACCGUUGACAACUCCAAUCGUGAAUGCGAAGCGGCCAGAAAUCACCCUGAUGCUGGUCUACUGGCUUUCUAAAUUUUUUGGCGUAGCUCCAGUUAUCUACGAUCCAGCCGCUGAAAAAUUAAUACGCUCACGAGCUAAUAUCGCUUACAGCUCCUUCUUCAUGUGUAUGAGCAUUGGUCUGUGGAUAUUCCUCACACAAAACACCGCACAGACCACUUUAAACGAGGGGAAAGUAAUAAGCGGUCUAGAGCCCGUGCUUCUAUCUGCGAUGAACACGCUGCAAAUGCUGAUGGCCAUGUUCCGAUCGUCGUCCGUCCUGGACACGCUAUCCUUGCUCUGGAGUCUCGACGCUGAGUUAACACCCGCCAAAGGUGGGCCGUCUUUAGCCAUAGGCCUAGUGCCGCCCGCCGUUUCCAUUGUCGCCAGCAUUGCGGAUUUGGUUGCUUCAUUCCUGGAGGAGUUUGAUUACGCUUACUAUGACUCUGUGACCUAUAUGUCCUACUAUGUCAGUGCCAUCGCAGGAGCACUCGUCGAGGCGCAAUUCUGUGUCGCAUGCCUGGCGAUUCGAUUCUGGGUGUGGAACCUGAACCUUCGAAUUCAGGUGGUGAGGCGCAACGGUAUUGGUGCAAUUUAUCGUCUGGAAGCGCUUCGGCUGACCCACUCUAAGCUGGUGUCGGCAUCAAAGGAACUAGACGCGGCGUUCGCGCCCCAACUGCUCCUGGGGUGCUCUCUUUGCUUCGUGGGAACCGUGCUGAACGCCUACUUCAGCGUGAACGGCUUUUAUGAGGGCGGCCGCGACCAAGACGAGGCCAAUGAGCUGCUACAAAAUGUGCAGUGGCUCUUUGUGGUCAUGUUCCUUUCGCGCAUCUUCCUUGUCUGCUUCUCCGCCUCCAGACUGGUGACGGAGUUCAAACAGACUGGCUGGCAGCUGAGUUUGCUCGGCGAUCACAGACUCCACGGUGAUAUCAAAAAGGAGUUAGAAAUUUUCCAGGCGCAAGUUAUAGCUGCCCAUGUGGAUUUUACAGCCUGGGGCAUCAUUCCUUUGGAUUUCUCUCUGCUGUUUGCGAUUGUCAGCACAACUACGUCCUACUUAUUGAUUCUGAUUCAGUACAGGCCGAAAUAAUAAUAGGAAAACAAAACAAGAUUUUUAUGUUCCUGCUUUUUUACGCGGUAUUUUAUUAACAAAA